ACAUUUUCGUUACAAUUGUUAAUCUUUCGAAUUUUGUUAACUUCUUAUCUACUUAUAAAUGUACAUAUAUUUGGUGCAGAAGUUUUGAAUACUUUGUUAAUCUGUGCAGUUCCGUAACAUAAUGAAACUAUCUGCGAACUUAAACUUUUUAUUUACCGAAGGUGGUAAGCACAUAUCUGAGAGAAUUUAUAUGGCGCAUAAGGCAGGAUUUAAAGCUGUUGAAAUACCUUUUCCAAAUAUCGGACUGGAGGAUAUAUUGUUAGCAAAAGAAGAAACUGGAAUAGAUGUUGCACUAAUAAACAUAAGCAUUGGUGAUUCAAAGUUCGGUUGUGCUAGUAUUCCUGACUCUCAAGAAAAUUUUAAGAAUCAACUGAACGAAACAAUUCAUUUUGCUAAGAAAGUGCAAUGUAAAAAAAUUCAUAUAAUGGCAGGACUUACUGAAGGAGAAUCAAGCGAACAUUUGGUUACUUACAAAAAUAACUUAAAGUAUUCGGCAGAUAUUUUGGAAAUGGAGGACAUGAUCGGCUUAAUUGAGCCCAUAAACAAAUAUGCUUUGCCAUCAUAUUUUCUGAACUCAUUCGAAACAGCAAGUUCCAUAAUAAGGGAAAUAAGCAGCAAGCAUAUUAGGCUUUUAGUGGAUCUGUAUCAUUUGCAACAUAUUAUGGGUAAUAUAACGCAGGCAUUCACCGAUUUUAAGGAUAUAAUUGGACAUUUUCAAAUUGCUCAAGUUCCUCAUCGCCAUGAACCUGAUGUUGCCGGAGAACUAGAUUUUAAUUACAUUUUCGAUUUAAUAAAAUUAACUGGAUACAACGGUUGGAUAGGGUGCGAAUAUAAACCAAAAUCUAAUACGUUAGAAGGAUUGAAGUGGAUGCAAAAAUAUAACAUACAAUUAUAAAUAAACCAUUCGACUUUUACUACCAUCAAA
Molecule: messenger RNA, 925 nt
Organism: Zeugodacus cucurbitae (melon fly)
Lineage: Eukaryota; Metazoa; Arthropoda; Insecta; Diptera; Tephritidae
Gene: Gip
Product: putative hydroxypyruvate isomerase
Exons: 4
Coding region: 122-895 (257 amino acids)
Biological process (GO): glyoxylate metabolic process
Molecular function (GO): hydroxypyruvate isomerase activity
Source: RefSeq, a predicted model, not a curated record